Wyeomyia smithii (pitcher-plant mosquito) is the source of this 3577-nucleotide messenger RNA. Its product is annotated as coiled-coil domain-containing protein R3HCC1L. Gene Ontology annotation, molecular function: nucleic acid binding. Lineage: Eukaryota; Metazoa; Arthropoda; Insecta; Diptera; Culicidae. The transcript has 9 exons. The coding region runs from base 1079 to 3238 and encodes 719 amino acids. The record is from RefSeq and is a predicted model, not a curated record.
ACUCUUUGACGGGGUCUGUGUCUGACGGUUCUGACACCAAUCGAAUGUCGCUCCAUUUCCGCGGAACAACGGGUUCAGUUCUUCCGAAAGUUCUUUCAUUCGUCGUUAUCCGGUGCGGAAUUUGCUGCACAAUUUCUUAGAUUUCGAUUGUCUACAACUUUGUGAGUUUAUCUGAAGGUGAAUCUGUUGGAAAUUUUUCCCCAACCCCAAAACAAAGGCGGAAGACUUUUUUUCUAGUGCCGAAGAGAAAAACAACGGGACAAAAGUCACAAGUGGUGCCGAAACAAAUCUCAAGGUUCCCUGCCUGAGUAGGGCUUAUUUUCCAAAUGCAAAGUGACCUUGCUGUUCGGGUGUGAUUUCCAACUAAACGCUCUUAGUUUUCUUCGCGCCGUGUUUUGCCCAGUUUUUUCCCAUAGAAAGUGGUGGAAAUUAUUCGUACUGCAGCCCCAUUCGGAAGUGAUCGGAUCUGGGCUGUCGCAGCCCGUUGUUCAAACUGGAUAACUCAAUCGUAAAUCGAUACCUUAGUGCGGCUGAUGACGAGUUCGUUUGGUCAGUAGAUCAGGAUAUCCGGCAGUUUGUCCAAAAAGCGAACCAAAGGAGUGUACUUAUCUUUCCACCGGUGAACAACUACCGACGAUUCCUGAUCCACAAGGUGUGCGAGAGUCUAGCCGGUGAUCAACACGACCUACUGCUGGUUACGUUCUCGAUAGGCGUUGGGAGCGAAAGGCGUACCGUCGUCUGUUACCGUCAUCAGCUGCUUCGCGACGUUAAAGCGACCCCGAGUAAAAGUUUUGAAGAUUCGACCGAAAAUGCCCACCUAAGUUGGCGAAGUACGACCGUCGGACCGACGAUUGUAACGACCCUAACGACCUCCAGUGCUCCCGGCAGUAGUGGCACACUAGUGACGGGAAGUAGUGCUAUUAGCUGUAGUGGCGUAGUGAACAACAGCUGUUGUGCAAGUUCUAGUGCCGGUCUUAGUGCUAACAAUUGUUCUAGUGGUACAAACGGGAAAACAAAACGAGCAAAGCGUGAUUCUGUGGUCAAUGCCGUUUGCACAAGUACUGGUGAUAGCAGCAAGAUGGGCGUGGAAGCCGCAACUUAUGUGAAUAAUCAUCAUCCGGAUUCAUUGUCUGGUGGUCAUGUGAAUCAAUUGAAAAACCUUGAAAACGGAGCUACAAAAGCCCCCCCGCUAGCGUCGUCACCACCUUCCACUGCAGGCGGAAAAUUUUCCACCGUAGGAAUCUAUCGACCACCGGCUGUCAGGAAAACAUUAAAACUAUCGGAGAGUGCCAUCCAGCUUGCACCACCGGCUGCCUGCGAAAACCCAAACGAUUACAGCUAUCAGCAGCAGUAUGUGACAUUUCCUCCGGCAGCUCAAUCGCCUGGUGAUCCAGCAACAGCUGAAAGCGGCCAGCUAAAGCCAGCAAGUGAAGGCAAGCAUAGUUGCUCCACUGACAGCGAGCGCCACUGUCCGUGUGCAAACAAUCCAAAUAGUGCUUUACGGAAAAUAGUUAAUAUCCGGGGCAACCAGCAGGCCACAGUAGAUGCCGCUGAUGCAACGGAACCACUAGCCGAUAGUAACAAUAACAAUAAACACCACAGUAGUAGCAGUAGCAGUGAUAGUAAAACCGAGUCGUCCCCACAGCAGCAACAGCCAGUCGAUAGCUCCGUUGCGGCCACUAGUCAGGGGUGCCAGAUUACAGCAGGCAGCACUAGAACCGCUCGAUCGCACCGCGAACGUCGCCCGGACCGUGCUGUCUACAUUCCACGGGCCCGCCGAAGUCUAACCACUCCGCCGGUUACCGUACAGCAGGGACAAACCUGUGCCGCUUCCAAUAACGGUUCCUUUAGCACCACUACAACCGAGGUAUUCACGAGCGGAUCCACCUCCGGGCCCAUUUAUCCCUCGUUAGGUCCUCCAGUUACCAGCAGUUCGUUACCAAAAGCGACCAGCAAAAAGGAGCGCAGCAGUAACCACCACAGCGAAAAAGAUUCGAAAUCCAAAGCUAAAGAUAAACCGCCUCCAGGCGGUUGCAACUCUGUGAUAGAGAAUCACUUGCCAAGUGAUUCCCGAGCCAGCAGCGAAUAUUCUAGUUCGGUAAAUUUUAAAAGCCGUAGUCAUAGUGUAGAGGACAGUUUACCCGCGGCUGGUACGAUCUACCAGGCAAUAACAUUGAAAAAACAAAAAUCGGAAGAAGCACCACGAGAACACACAAUUACCACUCAAGACGGCGAUCUGAUAACGAAACCUCCCAGUAAGAAAGAGUCUAGAAAGGAACGCUCUAACGGUGGUAGCAUUUUAACUGAGUUAAACGGAAGUACAAAUCCGAGAGUUGUGGACAGUAUGAACAAAUCCAACAAGCAACGACCUCCCAAACAGUCGCCAGCUACUGCGACUGGCACGCCAUUGAUUAUAGGCGUAUCGGCCGAGAGCUCUGCAGGCACAACAGAGAAGCUUGAUAAGGAUGAAAAGGAACUGAGGCGGGCUUCCAAGGAGAUUAACCGAAGCAAUCGAAGAAUCAUCAAGCAAACCUUCGCCUCCGAUGUACUGGAGAUUGCAGAACAGGAACAAUCCAAUGCCGUGCAGAUCAGCAACGGUACAGUAAAAUCGGAAGGUCCUGCGAGAGAGCUAAACCCGGAGGAAGAUGACUGGGAGUCGAUUUACGAUGACAACGGAGACUGUCUCAAUCCAAAGUUGAUGGAAGAGCUGACGUCAGCGGUGGGGAAGGUUUCCAUCGAGCUUCCUCGAACGGACUAUAAGUUGUACCAAUCGAAACAGGCUGCCCUGAACGAGGAAGAAUUUCCCCAUGUAUUGGAAGUUUCGAAUUUCCCGGUGGAAUUCAAAACGCAGGAUCUCAUGAUGCUUUUCUCGCAGUACAAAGAAUCUGGUUUCGAUAUCAAGUGGGUAGAUGACACUCACGCUCUGGCUGUGUUUAGUAGUUCCAAAAUCGCUGCCGAGGUUCUUGCCAACGGCCACACGUUUGUGAAGCUGAAACCGCUAGCCGAAGCUACGGUAGAAUCUCGCUCUAAGGCUCGCAAGUGCUCCAGUUCACUGCAACCGUACAGAGCCCGACCGGAGACUUGUGCGGCCCUCGCUAGACGACUGGUAACCACCGCUCUUGGUGUGCGGCUGAAAACUGCCCCGGAGGAACGCGAAAAUGAACGGCGUGUUUUGCGGGAAGCUAAAGAACGAAAACUUCUUGCCGCUAAACAGCGCGAUGAAAUUUGGGAGAGCUAAGCCGUCGUCAAAAUAAUUUACCGAUAACAGCCAUAGUUUUGUGAACAAUAUUUAUCUGGUUAUUCAAUGUGUAUUGACCGUUGAGACUCGAUGACGACACAUAUAUACGCGAUCCAGAUAUACAUCUUACGUUAAGAAGUAGAGUUUACAGAAAUUCUAAUUAAUUAUUGUACAGAAAAAUGUGGAAAUUGUUGUAACAGUGCGGUUGAGAUGAACGAUUAUUUACAAUUUUUAUCAUAUGUCAAUCUGCCUAAAACUACAUUAACGAUUGUUUUAUUACAAAAUGAAGUGACAAUUUUUGCCUGGAUACAAACAACUGUAUCUUGCAGUUAAAAUUAA